AUGCCUAAGGAGAGAAAAGAAAGGUCCUUGUCACAAGAUUGUAGUAGAACAUCACCUUAUCCAAGCAGCUCAAGUCGUGUUAGAAGAUCUACAUCUAAAACUCCUUUAGAGUCCGAAGAAAAUAUAAAAGAAUGGGAAGAAGCUAGGUGUCCAGUCUGCAUGGAGCACCCUCACAAUGCAGUUCUCCUCAUAUGUUCAUCCCACGAGAAGGGAUGCCGCCCAUACAUGUGCAACACUAGCUAUCGCCACUCAAACUGUCUGGAUCAGUUCUGCAAGUCAUUUGCAGAGCCCUCGCCACCAACCAUUCCUCUGGUAGAAAGUGAAAUUUCAAACUCUGACUCACCUCAAGAUCAACCUCAAGACAGCACUGAAGCUCAUAUUGUUGAUGUACAAGAAGAAACCAGCGAGGGAUUUGUUACAAUGCAAUCCUUGUCCUGUGAAGACGAGACAAAAUCAAAGCUAGUAUGCCCUUUGUGUAGAGGACAAAUAAAAGAGUGGAAGGUAAUGGAUGGGGCUCGUCAUUUCAUGAAUGAAAAAUCCAGGAGUUGUUCUUGCGAGAGUUGCAACUUUACUGGUACAUAUACAGAUCUCAGAAAGCAUGCAAGAGUUGAUCAUCCUCUUGAGCGCCCAUCUGCGGUAGACCCAGAGCGUCAGCGUAACUGGAGAAGGUUGGAGCGGCAGAGGGAUCUUGGUGACCUGCUUAGCACACUUCAAAAUUCCUUUGGGGAAAACAGGGUUGAUGAUGGCCUCGGGCUCGCUCCCAUAGAUGAUGGUGGUUUGCUAGCUGUAUUCUUCCUCAUUCUUCAACCUUCAUCUGUAUCUAGAGGUACAACAGGAACUAGACUUCAAAUGAGGAUUAGGAGACCUUCGAGACUGUGGGGGGAAAAUUACGAGGCAGAAUCUGGAUCUGCUACUAGAGAUAGAGAUGAUACAACAAAUGAGUCUUCCGAUGGAGGCUCAGAUAAUAGGAGGCGCCGUGUUAGAAGACGGGUUCAAACACCUGACAGACAACCAUAA
Molecule: messenger RNA, 1017 nt
Organism: Lathyrus sativus (Indian pea)
Lineage: Eukaryota; Viridiplantae; Streptophyta; Magnoliopsida; Fabales; Fabaceae
Source: the annotation of a GenBank genome assembly